Molecule: messenger RNA, 654 nt
Organism: Stereum hirsutum FP-91666 SS1
Lineage: Eukaryota; Fungi; Basidiomycota; Agaricomycetes; Russulales; Stereaceae
Exons: 3
Source: RefSeq, a predicted model, not a curated record
AUGCUUUUUUCGAUCAGUUUGGUGUUGGACGUGUUUGUGCUCACAAUUUCUCUUCUGCGAGGAUAUAUCGACGACGACUACGAGGCGAAAUACGAGCCCGACCCCUAUGGCGAGGAAGCUGGUCCCAAUGCUCGCGUCUGGAGAGGAUACAUUGAUGAGGCAGACGCGUAUGACCACGAGAUGGUCGAGGGGUGGAAAGACACCGUCGAUAUGCUUCUCGUUUUCGCCGGUCUGUUUUCCGCCGUCGUCACGACCUUUGUGGCCCAAACCUACAGCCCGACUACACGCCGACGUCUGCAGCUCGUCGCGUUACAGCGCGCUGCAGCUCAAGGGCUUCCUGCGAGUGAUGUUCCGGUGUCUCCACUGAACACCACCGUAACCUUCACAUCGGCUAUAUCUGAUCGUGUCGUGAACGGGUUCUGGUUCAUGAGUCUGGCCCUAAGUCUCUCCACGGCAUUGUUUUGCAUCUUGGUCAAACAAUGGGCACAGAACUACACAUCCGCUAUCUCUGGGCCACUUAAAGAACGUGCUCUCCUUCGACAGAUGUGCUUCGAGGGUGUCGGGACAUGGUACGUGCGCGAAAUUGUCGGAAUCUUGCCCUUCUUUCUGCAUGCGUCGUUACUGCUGUUCUUCGCGGGCCUUGUCAUUUUUCUG